GCGCGUUUCCUGCACGGGAUCCUGGAGGGCAUGGCGCACAUUGAGGCCACUGGCUACCAGAAGCUUGGUGAGCUGGGUGCUUCACCACUGAGACGAGUCGUCACUGCUGGAGGUGGAGCCAAAAACCCCACCUGGCGCCGAAUCCGUGAACGCCUGAUUGGAGUGCCGGCCCAACUCAACUUGUAA
Messenger RNA from Durusdinium trenchii, 186 nucleotides. The record is from the annotation of a GenBank genome assembly. NCBI's taxonomy places the organism in Eukaryota, Dinophyceae, Suessiales, Symbiodiniaceae.